AUGCUAAUUGUUUCAGGACAAUGCACCGCGGCGCUGGGCAUGGAGAACGGCGAAAUCCCGGACGAAGACAUCUCAGCGAGCUCUAUGUACGCCCCGAGCCUCGACCCCAAAUACGCCAGGCUCAAGCAGGACAAGGGUGGAGGCGCCUGGUGCCCGAAGGAGGCGAUCACGCAGGAGGGCAAGGAGUUUCUCGAGGUGUACCUCAGGACUCCCAGGGUCCUGACGUCGGCUCGAACCCAGGGCAGGUUCGGGAACGGCUACGGGGUGGAAUACACCGAGAAGUACUUCGUCGAGUAUUGGAGGCCCGGCUUCAACAAGUGGGUGCGGUGGAGGAAUCGCAGGGGCAAGGACCUUCUCGUGGGGAACAACAACCCCUACACGGAAAAGGAACAGAUCUUCGACCCGCCAAUAAUAGCGACGAAAAUCCGGGUCAUCCCUUACACGCCGCACAUACGUACGGUGUGUUUGCGCCUGGAGCUCUAUGGAUGCUCCUGGACCGAGGGUCUGUUGUCCUACUCGAUGCCGCAGGGGGUCCAGCGAGGAUCCGAGAUAGAUCUGUCGGACAGGACGUACGAUGGCAGAGAAGAGGGUGGUCAGCUCGUCGGAGGACUCGGUCAGCUGGUAGAUGGCCAGAAGGGGCCGGACAACUUCCGGUCUGACGUCAGCGACAAUGGCAAAGGGUACGAGUGGGUCGGCUGGAAGAACGACACGCAGAACAUGCUGGGCCGCCCUGUAGAGAUCGUCUUCGAGUUCGACGUCUCCAGGAACUUCACGGCGAUGCAUCUGCACACGAACAACUUCUUCUCGAAGGACGUCCAGGUGUUCUCUCACGCCAAGGUCUACCUUGGCGCAGAUGGGGCCAACCAGUUCACCGGGGAACCCGUGCACUUUUCCUACAUGCCCGACCUGGUCUUGGAACAGGCUCGUGACGUGACGAUCAAGCUGCACUCGCGUGCAGGCCGCUACCUCAAACUGCAGCUAUACUUUGCAGCCCGCUGGAUCAUGCUCAGCGAGGUUAUCUUCGAAUCGGUCAUAUCCGAGUGGAACAACACCGACGAGGAGGAGAACAAAAACAGGAGCGCCAUUGUUCCGGCGACCGGCAGUCCCUACCAGAACAACGAGGGCCCGCUGCAGAGGGACGAGGUGAAGGCUACUUUCAAUAAGGAGGAGAACAACGAUAAUGUCUUUUUAGAUAAAAGCAAGGAGCCCGAGUCGAAGCAGCUCAUCGGACUCGUCAUCGGGAUCCUGACGACGGUCAUCGUCAUGCUGCUCGCUGCCAUCACGUUCAUCUUCUACAGGAGUCGACGUCUGAAGGGGACCCUGACGCCCUCGACGUUUUACGACCAACAGAGGGACUUCAAGGUUUCGGUGGACGAGGCCGAGGACAAGGGGCCAAUUUGCCCGCCACUUCCCUCGCAAUACCACCCCGGAGCUUACGGCGCCUCCACCGCGACCACUACGCCGCAGCUGCACAAACCUACGGAGUACCAAGGGGUCCACGAGGCGCAGCCAGUCAUUCCACUCCUGCUCAACACGAUCAAUCUCGCCCGGCCAAUUCCGCCCACCCAGGAGUACCCAUCCAACCCACCGCCCAUACCGCCACCACCAGAGAAGUAUUACGCCAGCACGGAGAUCUGCAAGAGUCCCUUGCCGCCAUUACCGCCGUCGCCGACGCCAAGUACGCCGGCGCCCGCGAGCGCGAAGGCCUCCAGCAGCCUAACCAGCUACAGCCCCGAAGACAUGCUCACCGAGGAGGAGGACGAGGAGGAGGACUGCAUCUUCGACUUCCCCCGGGAGAGGCUCAAUAUCGUCGAGAAUCUCGGCUGCGGUAACUUUGGGGACAUCCACCUGUGCGAGGUCGAUAGGUUCCCGGGAUACGACGAGGUCCUGGAGGGCGCGGGCAGCGACCUCGUCGUCGUCAAGUCCCUCAGACCGGGAUCCUCGGAGGCCCUGAGGAUAGAAUUUCAACAAGAAGCAAAGAGGCUGUCGCGACUCGCCGAUCGGAACGUAGCACGUCUUCUGGGUGCCAGCCUCGUCGACGACCCCAUGUGCGUCGUCUCCGAGUACGGCAAGUACGGAGACCUGAAUCAAUACCUGCAGAGCCACAUCGCCGAGACAUCCACCGUGCACACCGCGAAAACUCUCAGCUUCGGCGCGCUCGUGUACAUGGCCACACAAAUAGCCUCCGGUAUGAAGUACCUUGAAGAGAUGGACUUUGUGCAUCGCGACCUGGCGACCAGGAACUGCGUGGUGAAUCGGGGGUAUUCCGUCAAGGUCUCGGACCUGGGGCCAGGAAGAAGCGCCUACGCCGCUGACUACUUCAGGGUUGAAGGAAGACCUCCUCUUCCCAUUCGAUGGAUGGCCUGGGAGUCAAUGCUAAUGGCGAGAUACUCCGUGAAGAGCGACGUGUGGGCCUUCGCCGUGACAUUCUGGGAGAUCCUGACUUUCGCGCGAGAGCAGCCCUUCGAGGAGCUGCCCGAUCAUCGGAUCGUCGAAAACGCCACCCACUUCUACCAGGAAGACGAGAGGAGGAUCAUCCUGCCCCUGCCGAAGAACUGCCCGAAGGAGAUGUACGACCUGAUGAGAGAGUGCUGGCAGCGAAACGAGACGGACCGGCCCAGCUUCCGGGAGAUCCAUCUGUUCCUUCAGCGCAAGAAUCUCGGCUACAAGCCCAACAGCAACGACACCUGAUAUAGAGAACUGGAAGGCUGGAACCUGAUCCGGCUUUCUAUGAUCGGCGAGCCCAACGGCAAUUGGUGGGGCUGCUCGCCUCUGACCAAGUAGGGAAUCAAGGUAGCUCGACGUCCAGGGGACGCGAAAUUAACUAGGUGGGUACAUAUUACGAAGGGGACAAUAAUCGUGCCAGGAGUUACCAAGCCGCUCGACCAAGGAGUUUGGA
Messenger RNA from Orussus abietinus, 2899 nucleotides. RefSeq names its product discoidin domain-containing receptor 2 (gene Ddr). The transcript has 16 exons. Gene Ontology annotation, cellular component: signaling receptor complex. NCBI's taxonomy places the organism in Eukaryota, Metazoa, Arthropoda, Insecta, Hymenoptera, Orussidae. Gene Ontology annotation, biological process: protein phosphorylation; cell surface receptor protein tyrosine kinase signaling pathway; multicellular organism development. The record is from RefSeq and is a predicted model, not a curated record. Gene Ontology annotation, molecular function: collagen binding; protein tyrosine kinase collagen receptor activity; ATP binding. The coding region runs from base 1 to 2691 and encodes 896 amino acids.